CCGCGUGAAGCAAGGCCGCCGAAAUAAUCUCCUCGUGCCCUCACCCCGCCGCCUCUAGGUUCCCCCUGCCGCCAAGGACCACCACCACCGGAGUCUCUCAAAUGAGAACUCGGAGCAUGGCGUCCCAACCCGAACCAGGCCCCUCAACCCACGGGACGGCGGCUCCUGCUCCACCGCCAGCCUCCGUGAGUGCGUCCACCCACGGGACGGCGGCUCCUGCUCCACCGCUGGCCUCCGUGAGUGCGUCCACCCACGGGACGGCGGCUCCUGCUCCACCGACGGCCUCCGCGAGUGCCUCCAUCCACGGGACAGCGGCUCCUGCCCGCCCCGUCCACCAUGCCACCUUGCAGAGAUGCGUGACCCUCAUUGACUGGUGGCUGCUGAGGGGUCAAGGCGGCAAGAUCUGUGUUACCGGGUACAUCGACCCGAUUUUUCGGAGGAAACGAUCAGUUCGACUAUUCAUUUCUAGUCCCAUUACAGUGCGGCAUGCUGAAGGUACUCUUGAGACUGCAGAUCACAGAUUUGUAUUAACUAGGGGUCCAUUAAACAUCAAAAAGAUGGAUUGCAAUGGAUUUCCUUCUGAGGUUUCGAAUCAGUUCAGGCUUGGUUUUCCUAUUCAAUGGGAGAAAUAUGUUAAUUCUAACAUGAAACAGGCGAAUGAACACACGCUAUCUCCAGAAAAAUCAACUGAAUAUUCUGUAGAGGAGUUCUUGUGCGGCAGCUUUGCCAAUUCAUUGGAACAUACUUUGCCAGGGUUUGAUUUCAGAACAUCUAAAGAAUCUACUGGUAAUGCAGAUGGACCUGGGCUUCCAAACUAUGUAAAACCAAGAGUUCAGGAACCUUUUGGCAAUAGUGGUGAUUAUGAUAACUCAAUGAGUAACAUGGCUGCAUCUGAGGGAUUAUGUAAUGAUAGGGUUGGUAUGCCUGAUGAAUCUUUUGAAGAUCCUGGACCUGGAGACACAUGUAAUGGUCAAGCAUCUAGAGCAGAUAAUUCACAUGAAGAUACACAGACAGAUGCAAGUGGGAAGAGGAUUGUUAGUCACUCUGUGGACUCUGCUUUAGUUAGUAAUGAUAUAGAUAAAAUAGAAGAAGAACAUGGACCUUCCAAGUUGGGCAACAACUCAGUGUGUCCCGGAACAGAACAUGUGUUAGAAGUACUAAAUAAAGUGGUGAGUACGGAGCAUGGAAGUGUUCAGUGUCCAAAAAAACUACGGAGUGGCAAAGUGUACGAAAUGUCUGAUGGUGCUUCAUCGAAGAGGGGGUACUCCAAGAGGAAGGCAAUGCAGCACGAAGCAUUGAGUAUGAAGGUGAUACCAAAUGAAGAGACAGCACCACCUGCCGGUCCGACUAGUCGCAAAAAGGGUGCCUCAGUUGCUCAAAUCACUGCUUUGGAUAAGCUUCAAUCACAUGGUCCGGGUCGUAAAGAAAAAACUGCUUGGAAUUGCCAAUCUGGAAUUGCCAACCCAGAUUCAGCUGUUUGGGGUGGUAUAGGAUUUGGGCUAGGGAAAAUUGGCCCAAUUCCUAACGAGUCAGCUGCGCACCUCCCCCGCUCCCCGCUCGUGAAAAUUUUCGGAGCUCACGAGCCUGGAAAGGCUCGGAAACGUCCGCUCCCUCCUCUCCCUCCCGUCCGCGCACCUCCCCCGUGGCGGCUACUCCGGCGGCGGCGACUCUGGUAGAUCCGCUCCCUCCUCUCCACAAGAGUUGGUUGCCUACAUUACCGAGGAGAACAAAAGAAGAAAAAGAAAGAGGAUAUUGUGGAUGACUGGAACAUGAAUAGACACCAAGAUAUCAGAAAAAAUGGGCCAUCUUGCGGACUUGUUCUUUCUCUGACAUAAAGGACCAGGACAUAUUUGUGUGUUUUAUGUAGGCUAACAAGGAAGCAUGUGCCUAUAGGAAUAAGGUAGUCCACAAUUGGAAGUCUAUUAGUAUCAUAUA
Messenger RNA from Hordeum vulgare subsp. vulgare (domesticated barley), 1935 nucleotides. RefSeq lists its product as uncharacterized. The coding region runs from base 102 to 1676 and encodes 524 amino acids. The transcript is spliced from 6 exons. The record is from RefSeq and is a predicted model, not a curated record. NCBI's taxonomy places the organism in Eukaryota, Viridiplantae, Streptophyta, Magnoliopsida, Poales, Poaceae.